AUGGCUAGAAUUAAAGGCAUUCAGGGCUGUAUGCAAAGAAGAUCAGAUGGAGCAGGAUUGGUGAAAUUAGAGAAAAAGCUUCAAAAAGAGCUUAAUUAUAUUCUUGGGAAGGAAGAAAUUAUGUGGCAUCAAAGGUCCAUAACUGAAUGGUUAAAGGGUGGAGAUAGGAAUACGAAGUAUUACCAUUUUAAAACUAUCAACAGACGGCGGAGAAAUAGGAUCACAGUGCUCAAGGAUGACAAUGGGGUGUGGAUAGAGGAUAAUGAGCAGUUAAAAGAAUUGGUUAACAGUUUCUAUAGGAAGCUUUUUGCACUCAAGUAUAACUGGAAGGUGCUUCAUAAUACCAGCAUCAGCUUUCUUAGACUGCAAGAAUCAGAUUUAAAUAACUUAAAGAUGCAUAUUAAUGAUGGAGAAGUAAAAAAGCGGUUUUUGCAAUGA
Molecule: messenger RNA, 438 nt
Organism: Lathyrus sativus (Indian pea)
Lineage: Eukaryota; Viridiplantae; Streptophyta; Magnoliopsida; Fabales; Fabaceae
Source: the annotation of a GenBank genome assembly